Messenger RNA from Nerophis lumbriciformis (worm pipefish), 603 nucleotides. The record is from RefSeq and is a predicted model, not a curated record. NCBI's taxonomy places the organism in Eukaryota, Metazoa, Chordata, Actinopteri, Syngnathiformes, Syngnathidae.
GCCAUGGCCAACAGGGGCCCGAGUUACGGCCUGAGCCGAGAGGUGCAAGAAAAGAUCGAGCAGAAGUACGACCCGGACCUGGAGCAGCGGCUGGUUGACUGGAUUGUGGCCCAGUGCGCGGGCAGUGUGGAGAAGCCACCGGCGGGUAGGGAGGGCUUCCAGAAAUGGCUGAUGGAUGGCACGGUCCUGUGUCGACUCAUCAACAGUCUCCAUCCAAAGGACAAGGAGCCUGUCAAGAAGAUCUCAGAGUCUCAGAUGGCCUUCAAGCAGAUGGAGAAGAUCUCUCAGUUCCUCCAGGCAGCUGAAGCUUAUGGAGUUACCAAAACUGAUAUAUUCCAGACCGUAGACCUUUGGGAAGGAAAAGACAUGGCUGCAGUGCAGCGGACUCUCAUGGCACUGGGCAGCGUGGCUGUCACCAAUGAUGACGGUCAUUACAAAGGGGACCCAGACUGGUUCCACAGGAAAGCGCAGGGCUAUCGGCGGGAGUUCACUGAGGAGCAGCUGCGCCAGGGCCAGAGUCUGAUCAGCCUUCAGAUGGGCAGCAAUCGCGGAGCGUCUCAGUCGGGUAUGACGGGCUACGGUAUGCACCGUCAGAUCAUGUAG